GGAAAAAAUUUUCUGCGGGUGUGAGGGCACACCGCAGCUGGGUGCAAACAACCUGCAGUUUUGUGCCCGAAUUCAGCCGUCGUUCAGAACAGCAACCCAUUGCAAAGCACCCAGCCAUCCAAGCAGACUCACUCACACUAUACUCAAAGCCAGCAAACAAACAAACAAACAAAAGCCAGGAAACAAACAAACAAACAAAAAUACAAAACACCCAGGUCCAAAACUCUCCAGCUCUGUGUGAAUGCAAAGCCGUUUAGAUCUUUCGCUCGGUUGCUUAAGUCGUGUGAAGCCAGGAAAAAAAGAUGCAGGUUUUGACAAAGUGAGCCCAGAUCCAGAACAAGAGGUGGUUGAAUUUAUUUUAUUUUUUUUUCUAUUAUUAUUUUUUUAAUGUUUUGAAGCCUCUAACUGCUUCCUUUUCUGGUGGAGACCAGGAUAGAGAAGAGGAUGUUGCCUUGGCAACAGAGACAUUAAAUAUCUGAAAUGCUGCCGUAGUAACAGUGCGGAGGUAGUUUAGGACUGUCGCCAUGGCAACUUUCUGGACUGGGAAGAACCCUUUGAAACCCCGAGAUUCUAAAUGUGUUUACAAUCCUUAGAGGGCGAAGAAAGGAAAAAAAAAAAAAUUCAAUAUCGCAAAUCAACAAAGCCAUGCACAGACGGGAAGAAUUGCUUGGCGGUGACAUGACGCCCGGUCUUCGUGAGCUUCUGAGCAUGUCUAGAGCACCAAGCUAGGCCGGGCUGCUCUCUGAAUCCCCGGGAGUAAAUUUCGGUCCAGCUCAACAGAUAACCUCGCCUUACAACCACAGAUGGGGCCAGAAUUUCCGUCGCUAAGCGAGGCAGUGGUUUAAGUCAGGAUGGUUCUAGAAGGAAGCACUGAAGCUGUGAGUUCUCAUUCGCUUGAUUUGCGACGGACCUGUGCCCAGAAUGGGCGUUUUUACCCUUCGGCAGGGGACAGUCUCCUGUUAACCAAAAAACCGGUGAAGUACGGGGAAUUGAUUGUCCUGGGGUACAAUGGCUCUCUGCCUAAUGGAGACAAGGGGCGUCACCGGAGCCGUCUGGCCCUCUACAAGAGACCCAAACCCAAUGGGGUUAAACCUGACAUUAUCCACCAUAUCUCCACCCCACUUAUGUCCAAAGCGUUGAGCGACAGGGGUCAACACAGCAUCUCCUACACACUCUCCCGAAGCCAUUCGGUCAUUGUGGAAUACACUCAAGAUGGCGAGACGGACAUGUUCCAGAUCGGCCGCUCGACGGAGAGCAUGAUCGAUUUUGUGGUGACUGACACCACGCCGGGGACAAACUCCUCCGUGGAUGGACAGACGGCCCAAAGUACUAUAUCCCGCUUUGCCUGCCGCGUCAUCUGUGAAAGGAACCCUCCGUACACCGCCCGGAUUUACGCUGCCGGGUUCGACGCGUCCCGCAACAUUUUCCUUGGAGAGAGAGCCGCGAAAUGGAGGACUCCUGAUGGGCUCAUGGAUGGCUUGACCACGAAUGGCGUACUGGUGAUGCACCCCAAUGGCGGUUUUAGCGAAGACUCCACCCCGGGGGUCUGGCGGGAGAUCUCGGUGUGCGGGAACGUCUAUGCCCUGCGGGACAGUCGCUCAGCACAGCAACGGGGAAAGCUGGUGGAAACAGAGUCCAAUGUUCUCCAGGACGGCUCCCUCAUCGACCUCUGCGGGGCCACGCUCCUCUGGCGCACUUCGGAGGGCCUCCUGCGCACCCCGACUUUGCAACAGCUGGAGGUGCUGCGCCAAGAGAUCAACGCCGCCCGGCCCCAGUGCCCGGUGGGCUUCAGCACCCUGGCCUUCCCCAGCCUGGCUCAGCGGGGCGUGGUGGAGAAGCAGCAGCCCUGGGUCUACGUCAACUGCGGCCACGUCCACGGCUUUCACAACUGGGGGUUCCGUAAGGAGAAAGGGGGCCUGGAGCGCGAGUGCCCCAUGUGCCGGCGGCUGGGCCCCUACGUGCCUCUCUGGCUGGGCUGCGAGGCCGGGCUGUAUCUGGACGCCGGACGGCCCACCCACGCCUUCUGCCCCUGCGGCCACGUCUGUUCUGCGAAGACUGUCCAGUACUGGUCACAGAUCCCACUGCCGCACGGCACCCACGCCUUCCACGCUGCCUGCCCCUUCUGCGGCACCUGGCUGACCGGCCAGCAGGGUUUCGUCCGGCUCAUUUUCCAGGGACCCCUCGAUUGAGCUGGAAAGGUGGGGGGGCAGCACGGCCCGCCUGACGUGGGGAGACGGGGAACAAACCACGACCUCCGUUGGGCCGCCGUGGACCGCUCAAUCUCGUCAUUUGAUUGUAUUAGACUGUGCAUCGGCCGGACGGCCACCGCAUCUCUUUCCCAUCCGAGCAUUUGGGGGGGGGGAUUGGAUUCCAAUUUGGGGAGACAGAUUCUCCUCGGUCUGCCUCCCCGUCCUCACCCCUCCCCGUGGCCCGGUUGUUCCCUUCCCGUCUAGAACCCGUCUUCGCUGCUCCGAGAAGCAGAGGUUGGCACCAACCCGGGACAGCUGGGAUUCUGAAUUGGGACUGCGUCGUUUUGGGGUGCAGGGGCUACGAAAGCCAGCCGAUUAUCUUCAAACAGGGUAUGAAUCGACAGAGGAAACUCGAAUCAAAACUCCGUUGCUUGGGCACUGUAGGCGAUCUGCACACUGCCGUUGCGAUUUCUUUAACCCAGGUUUAAGGGCGUUGUGUGAACCCAGCCUAGAUCCGCGUUUGGAUCGGUGGGGGCCCAGGAGAGCUUUGCUGUUGCUAACACAGAGAUAUAUAUAUAUAUAUCCAUUAUACUGUGUGGGUCUCUUAUUUGUGUUCGGUUUGAGAUUUUCUCCUGCCUUUAUUUUAUACAACUCAAGGUGGCAUACAUAAGGAGCUUCCUUGUAGCGGCCCCACCACAAUCCUGCGAGGUGGGUGGCUGGCUGAGGAAUUCUGGGAGUUGAAGUCCACAAGUCUUAAAGUUGCCAAGUUUGAAGACCCCCCUGGGUUAGGCUGAGAGAGGGGGAUAUCCAUCCCUCUCAAAGCAUGCUGGCUAAGGAAUCCUGGGAGUUGUUCAAGUCCACCCAUCUUAAAUCAUGCUGGCUGGGGAAUUCUGGGAGAUGAAGUCCAACCCCCUUAAAGCAUGAAGUUUGAAGUAACCCACAUUGACUUGUGGCUUCCCACAAAAGCUUGCGGCUUCGAAGCAGCCCCUAAACCAGAGACCAUCUAUAAGUUGGGGGUCAUUGCCA
Molecule: messenger RNA, 3215 nt
Organism: Crotalus tigris (Tiger rattlesnake)
Lineage: Eukaryota; Metazoa; Chordata; Lepidosauria; Squamata; Viperidae
Gene: PELI3
Product: pellino E3 ubiquitin protein ligase family member 3
Exons: 7
Coding region: 852-2189 (445 amino acids)
Biological process (GO): protein K63-linked ubiquitination; regulation of Toll signaling pathway
Molecular function (GO): protein binding; ubiquitin protein ligase activity
Source: RefSeq, a predicted model, not a curated record